This is a messenger RNA of Ostrinia nubilalis (European corn borer), 735 nucleotides long. RefSeq lists its product as uncharacterized. The record is from RefSeq and is a predicted model, not a curated record. The coding region runs from base 1 to 735 and encodes 244 amino acids. Lineage: Eukaryota; Metazoa; Arthropoda; Insecta; Lepidoptera; Crambidae. The transcript is spliced from 6 exons.
AUGGUUCGCACGUUCAGCGUUUUAGUGCGGACACUGCCACAGGAAGCCUGCGACGCUUACCUCACCACCGUCGUCGAACAGGAAGUCCAGCACACCGUGCUAAUGAGCGUGGAAGCGGCGCGUCGCUGUGUGUGGGUGUGGCGCGCGGGCGCGGGCGCGGCGGGCGCGGGGGCGGGGGACGCGGAGCCCGCCGACCACGCCCACCACAGCGAGCUGCAGCGCCGGCUGAACAACGUGCAGAAGGACCUUAAGGCGGGGGACGCGCUGGAGCCCGCUGACCACGCCCACCAUAGCGAGCUGCAGCGCCGGCUGAACAACGUGCAGAAGGACCUCAAGCUGCACCUAAGCGAGCGUAACAUAAUUCGCGCGAGCGUUCGCGGGCGAGCGGCGGCCGACGACGACUACACGGAGAGCGUUCGCGCGGCGCUCGGCGAGCGACUCGACGCGUUGCUCGACGCCCUUAUAGCGGACAAUGAGAUGCCGGCCGGGUAUAAUGGGAUACCUACUAGUUUAUUCGACGAGAUCAGCGAACACCUCUCGUUCUGCCAGAAAGCGGCGCAAUGUACUUCCAAUAGAGAAAUCACCUUGAACGAGCUCAAAUCGUAUAUAACAGGGGACAGUAACAUUCCCCUCGCCCUCAUAGGCGGCGCCGGCUGCGGGAAAGCCACGCUGGUGGCCCGGGCCGUCAGCCUCGCGCCGCAGUGCCAGCAGGAUCUGGCCGUCAUUGUCAGGUAA